AUGGAGGGUCCUCAUGUUGACCGCGUGUGUCUUGUCACGGUCGGUGCGACCACGGGUUUUGAAAAACUCAUUGAAUCGGUGCUUCAGCCAAGUUUCUGGCAAUACAUGCACUCACAAAGCUUUACCCAACUACGCGUACAGUGCGGCCCCGACCUUGGCUGGGCGAGCAAACAACUUGCCGAUCGCAAAGAUGACAUUCCCUCGGGUCUAUUUAUCGAUUUGUUUUCUUCCAAGAAAAAUCUCAUGAAGGAGGAAAUGUCUCUAUGCAAGGACGCUGAUGGCAAAAGACAACUUGGCCUCGUCAUAUCCCACGCUGGUACUGGAACAAUUCUUGAUGCGUGGAAAAUGGGGUUGCCUCUUAUCGUGGUACCAAAUAUACAGCUCUUGAACGAUCAUCAGACCGAGAUGGCCAAACAUCUCUCUAAGGAGGGGUAUGCAAUCAUGAGCUCUGGAAGUGCCGAGGAUCUUGAAGAAGCUGUCCAUAAGGUGGGACUUCUCUGGGAGGAGAACAAGACUCGUUGGCCUCCACACAUUAUCCCCUCCCAACAGCCCAAGAGGCUUCGCUUAUGGGAUCUCGCCCCUGAAGAGGUCGCCAAAGAACAGAACGCCACGAUGGUGCAUGAUUAG
This is a messenger RNA of Fusarium fujikuroi IMI 58289, 627 nucleotides long. RefSeq lists its product as uncharacterized. Gene Ontology annotation, molecular function: hexosyltransferase activity. The transcript is spliced from 3 exons. Bases 1 to 627 code for a protein of 208 amino acids. The record is from RefSeq and is a predicted model, not a curated record. NCBI's taxonomy places the organism in Eukaryota, Fungi, Ascomycota, Sordariomycetes, Hypocreales, Nectriaceae. Gene Ontology annotation, biological process: dolichol-linked oligosaccharide biosynthetic process. Gene Ontology annotation, cellular component: extrinsic component of endoplasmic reticulum membrane; UDP-N-acetylglucosamine transferase complex.